AUGUCACUUAUACUGAAUUAUUUUAAAAAUAAGAUUCCUUCUCUGAAUUGUACGUCACCUGCUUGCCGUAAACAUAAUCGAUUCAACGAAAAUUUAUCGAAAACGUUUACGCUGAUUGGUACUCCUUUCGUUAUGGCAUACGGAAAUUCCGAUGUUCAUUCAAUGAGUGCUGUCAUCGCAAAAGACAAUCUUUUAGUAGGCGGGGUAGAAACUGUAGAUCAAAUGUUCGGUCUUACACUUGAAGAAGGCGAUUCAUUUAUCGAAGAAGAAUUUGAUGGCAUUUUGGGUUUGGGUUUUGACGGCAAUAACGCUGAAGGAGUUACAUCACCUUUUUCAAACAUGGUUAAACAAAAAGCUGUUAAGAAUCCAUACUAUGGUCUUUAUCUUAAUCGACAAAAUGAUAAGAAUGAUAUGGGAUUAUUAACUCUUGGUGAUGUUGACACGACAAAAUUUACUGGAAAUCUUAACUAUUACAAUGUAUCUGCUGUUGAAGGUUUAUAUAAGUAUUGGAUGAUUGAUCUGGACGAUGUUUCUAUUAAUGGCAAUAAACUUAACUACAGAAAAAGAAAGGUUGUGCUUGAUAUUGGAGGUUUUAUGACAUAUAUGCCAUUUGAUGACGUUGUAACCUUUCAUAAGUACAUUAAAGGAUCAUCACAGGAUAGUAAAGGAUUUUUUCAUGUACCUUGUAACAUAACAGAUCAAAUAGCAUAUAUUUUUGGUGGAAUUAGUUAUAGUCUUGAGCCAUCAGACUUGAUUUAUAAAUCUGCAGACCAUGAUUGUAUUUCUUCAGUUCAACCUACUAUAGGAACUGUUGUCGAUGAAUAUUCAUGGGCUGUUGGUUAUUCAUUUAUAAGAAAUGUCUACUCUGUGUAUAACAUAGAAGAUUUUACAGUUGGAUUAGCUCCAGUAGCUAAAUAG
Dentiscutata erythropus is the source of this 918-nucleotide messenger RNA. NCBI's taxonomy places the organism in Eukaryota, Fungi, Glomeromycota, Glomeromycetes, Diversisporales, Gigasporaceae. The record is from the annotation of a GenBank genome assembly.